Molecule: messenger RNA, 582 nt
Organism: Seriola aureovittata
Lineage: Eukaryota; Metazoa; Chordata; Actinopteri; Carangiformes; Carangidae
Gene: ptrhd1
Product: peptidyl-tRNA hydrolase domain containing 1
Exons: 2
Coding region: 44-424 (126 amino acids)
Molecular function (GO): peptidyl-tRNA hydrolase activity
Source: RefSeq, a predicted model, not a curated record
GGAAAAUAAACAAACCCAGAAUCCGUUCCUGUGCAGACUGAACAUGGCGGCCUCGGGAGCCGGGUCUCCAAGCCGGCUGGUCCAGUAUGUUGUUGUCCGGUCGGAUCUGGUUCAUAAGCUGUCCUGGCCCCUGGGGGCCGUGAUAACACAGGCUUGUCACGCUGCUACCGCCGCCAUCCACCUGCACUACUCAGACCCAGACACGCAGCAGUACCUGGCAGAGCUGGACUCCAUGCAUAAAGUAGUGCUUGGGGCUCCAGACGAGGCCGCCCUCUCCGGUCUGUCAGAGAACCUGACUCAGGCUGGUGUGUCCCACAAGCUUUGGAUCGAACAGCCGGAGAACAUCCCCACGUGCCUGGCUCUGAAGCCAUAUCCUAAAGAGACUGUCCAGCCGCUGCUGCGCAAGUUCAAACUCUUUAAAUAAGUUGCUUUGAAAAGUGUUCACUUACACAUUGCAGUGUAUCUUAAUACUUUUCAAAUAACAGCAGAGAGACCUGAGGAGCUUCAUUCAAAAUGUGUGAAUGUUGUCUCUGUCUAUGGAUCAAAACAGCUGUAAUUUACAAGAUUAAAAUCAGAAAAUGA